Pocillopora damicornis (cauliflower coral) is the source of this 5308-nucleotide messenger RNA. RefSeq names its product octopamine receptor beta-1R. Gene Ontology annotation, molecular function: G protein-coupled serotonin receptor activity; neurotransmitter receptor activity. Gene Ontology annotation, biological process: G protein-coupled receptor signaling pathway, coupled to cyclic nucleotide second messenger; chemical synaptic transmission. Lineage: Eukaryota; Metazoa; Cnidaria; Anthozoa; Scleractinia; Pocilloporidae. The record is from RefSeq and is a predicted model, not a curated record. Gene Ontology annotation, cellular component: dendrite; plasma membrane.
UGACAUAGAAACUCAAAAGCGCUCUUACUUUUACUACGUUUAGAACUUCAAACGAACUGUUUUGUUUUGCCAGAGGGACGCGUCAUUUCGAUCCCGUGGUUCCAGUGACUAUCAAAUGUGGGAGAAAAAAAUGUUCGCCAAUGAAGAAAGCGUUUUUUGAUUAAACAAAAAAGAGAGAGUGAUUGCUGAGAAUUUUAAUUCAAAUCCUUACUCAGACGCGGGCUCUCUCUCUCUCUAACGACUUUUUAAGAUGCAUUUUCUUUAAUCUAAUCUUUUCGUUUACAAUUUUGGAAUAGUUUGUACAGUAAAGUUUAAGAGUUACUUCCAGUUGUAUAAUCAAUAUUUUCAGUGUGUCGGUUUUCUUCUCUCUCUCUUUCGUUAAGGGUUUUUUUCACUACAGUACAGUUAAAACGUCGAGAAGUGUUUUUCUCAUUUAGCUGAUAAUAUCAAACAUUUUAUCACCACAAUCGCUUCAAAUCAGUGAAAGGAAAUUAAGGAACAAGUAAGCGAGACAGAACAACCGCACGUACGCAUUUCAACACUCGCAAUGGAAAAAGGCGUAAGAUUCUCGAAUGCGAGAGACGCUCGAAUAACUAGUGACUUUAAUUCACAUGGUGUUCAGUUCUGAGACAAAAACAUUCGUGGCCAUAAGGGCCUUAUUAUUUACGUCUUUUUCCGUGUGAAAUAAAUCAAUUAUAUUCUUAAAAAGUUGUCAUGUCAUAGAAAGUCAGGUUGCAUCAAAGCUGCCGAAGUGUUAUUUGAAAUAUAGUAAGUAACUGAACGAAAGACUCCAGAAUACAAUCUCAUCAUUAUUUAUUGCUGCGGAUGACUCCUCGGUCUGAGACAAUAGCGACAGCUCUUUCCUAUUUUUAACCUUUCAAUAAAAGCAAACGCCAUUAACAUAUGGGAUUUCAAUUUCACGAGCAAACAGAAAGAAAGCAGAGAUAAAGUUAUCAGCGCUAUUGUAUUUUUAAAUGCUUGCUUGAAUGAGAUAUGUCAUUUGUCUGUUGACCAAAUGAAUAGGGAAUAAAAACAGAGUUAAUAGAAUUUUAGCUUUGUUCUUGGUAUCUGAGGCCAAGAAAGAUGGAAAGUACACAUCAAUUUUUCUUCUAGAGUAUUCAUCCAGAAUAAGAAAUUACGUAAAAGUCAUUAACAUGGAAAUCUAACGAAACUAGACGUUUUUAUAGAACGAGAAUGACAGUCGAAAAAAGAAAUAUUAAAUGACGAAAACUUUAACAGGAGUGUUAACAAAAAUGUUCAACUUUAGCUGUUGAAAACAUGAUUAACCGUUCGUUGGUUGGAGUUGCUUAUGAAACAGUACCACAUGUCGACCCGUCAAAAAGUAUUAUCGGCAAUGAAAUAAUUGAUUCCUUUUCUUUCCUUGUUUAUUCCGUCAAAGUAAACAUUUUCAGGGCUAUUAAAAGAGAAAACAAUACUGGAUGUCGGAAGCAACAUCAAAUCAAAAAAAAAUUUAUUUUCUCGACAAAUAACAUUUCAAAUGGUCAAUCUCUAAAACGUGUUGUCGUGAAAAGGCUGGUUUCUGAAGGGAUUUGUGCUGCAUGAAAGAGACGUUGGUUGCGUGCACAUUGCGUUACAUCAUUUCUCCUUGGGGUACGGUUUGAUAUGCCAUAGAUUUCCUCACCUUGUCGGUGCUGGUUCACAUCAGUCGAACGCGGUUCCGUUUUGAUAAAAGUCGACCCACGCAGUUUUUCAGUGUAAUGACGUUUGCUGUGACCGUUUCGCCCUCGCGCUGAAUGUUUAUAUUUCAUGUUUUAGUACAGAUGAUCGACAACUCAGAGUCCGUUUGCUCACUGGCACUUUCCACUUAAAUCAAUAAUAUCUCUUUCUUCAUUCUUCCUCGCUCAAAUUGCACGAAUCCAACGCAAUAGUUUUCUUGCUGAAAGGUAACAAUUGGGGCUUGCAGACAUUCACGCUUUGUUGACUUUAGUUCACAAAAACUCAAACUGCAUUUCCCAGGAGAAACUACAUUUCUGGAGCAACUGCUUGGAUAAUUUCUUCCGAUUCAAUAGUUAAAUGAGAGGGAUUUAUGACGCUUUUCGAUUUGAGAAUGUUCCAACAAAAACAAGCUGGUGACUGAACACUGACCUAAAAGCUGCUGUGAAACUUCGAGGUUUUAUCCAUUUCCACCCCAAAUCCCAUGAUUGAGUGGAGUGUAAAUCUGAGGGCCUAAAGGUUGAAAUACGAUUUAUUCAAUGAACUUUGUGAUCAGAUUCCUUCAAGGGAAAUAAGGAACCAACGAAGAGUUGCCUCGUUUCCAACGUGUUGCUCAUUACUUAUUUGUUUAUAGCGCCCAAUUGGACUCUGGGAGGCACGGAUUCGGUUUGCCAACUUUGUGUCUGACGUGUUGAAGUGAACAAUGAAGCAUCAACAGACUUACGAUUAGUCUCCGUCGAAGCAAUUUAAACCGACAAGAAGCUGUGCAAAUUUAGUUACAAGCCUUACCUUACCAAGGUGUUGAUUUUGCCCUUUGUUUGUCAAAAGGAUUACCAAGCUGAACUUCGAAAAGCCUUUGACGCGAAAGGUUGGUUUAAGUCGACGUAAAAAUUUCCUCAUUGUGUCUUUAGAUCAAAGAAACUUACGAUAUGAGCGCCAACAGAAAUUCUAGUUUGAAUCCACCCGAGAAGUUCGACACCGCCCAUAUCGCCCUUUCGUGUACAUUUGCGGUGUUGAUAAUUCUUCUAGCUAUCGUGGGGAACACAUGUGUCAUCCUGGCGUUUAAAAGGUUCCGUCGACUCCGCCGUGUCACAAACUACUUUGUUGUUUCACUGGCCCUAACAGAUAUUCUGGUCGCUGUGAUAUCUAUGCCAGUCUGGGCAGCUUACAUAAUAUCUGGUCCAUCGCUGUUUAUACAAAGGCAGUUGAUACAAAUAUUUUGGACCUCGACAGACAUCAUGGUCAGCGUGGCUUCGAUAUGGCACUUAACGUUUGUUAGUAUCGACCGCUACUUAUGUAUUACGGGACCGCUGUAUUACCAUACACGUAUGACCAGCCAGCGAGCUAUAUUAACGCUUGGGGCCAUAUGGUGCUACUCGAUCAUAGUGGCUUCUUUAUCGCCCACUUUCUGGGAGUCGGAUCUCUACACUUUGAUGAUGGUUGUACUGAAUUAUGCAAUCCCUGUCAUCAUAAUUCUCAUUGCGUACGUGAAUAUCUUCAAAACUGCUCGCUAUCAGGGAAAGCAAAUCGAGUUGACCAUCAAUGGAAAGGCAAGGCGUUUUUCGAUGAGCGCUGAGGUGAAAGCAGCGAAGACGCUAGGAGUGGUGAUUGGCGCGUUCAUUGUUUGCUGGUCUCCUUUUUUCGCGCUUAACUUAAACUACUACAUCUGCCAUUGUCCCCCUCCCCCUUUAGUUGUUUCAGUUACCAAGUGGAUGCAUUUUGGAAAUUCCAUGCUCAAUCCGCUUAUCUAUGGAGUUAUGAACAAGGAUUUCAGAUUUGCUUUCAAGAGGCUAGUUACAGACCAUUUUAAGAAAUCUUCUGGGUUCAAAGGCCGCAGCAUGGGGACAACUGCAGAUCAAAACAGCCAUGGAAGUAAUGAAGAAGAAGACAAGAUUAAUUUGCAAAGUGACACAGGACUAUAUUAUCAGGUUAUCAGACCGAGGAAAGGAGAAGAAAAAGAGGAGGAAAGAAAGAAGAGGGAAAGGGAACAGCCGGAUAUGGCAAAUGGUAACCGUUCAAAUUCAUCUUCAAACUCCCUUAGAGAAUUUUCUGACGAUUUCCGCAUUGGAACGGCCACAUUCACCAUUGUUCUCAUCUUGGCUACAGUAUUUGGAAACGGUCUCGUUGUUGUCGCCUUUUCACGCUUUGCACGCAUCCGUACAGUGACAAACUACUUCGUCGUGUCAUUAGCGUGCUCUGAUCUCUGUGUGGCGUUAUUCUCUAUUCCUGUAUGGGUGGCAUAUCUCCUGACAGGACCCCUGUGGGUAUUUGGCGCAGAUUUGUCACGUGUUUGGACCAUGGUGGACAUCUUGAUAGGUACCGCGUCCAUCAUGAAUUUAAUGGCGAUCAGUUUUGAUCGGGUUCUUUCCAUCAUGACUACAAUGCGUUAUUCUGUCAUCAUGACUUCACGGAGAGCGAUUUUUAUCAUUUGCUGCGUUUGGAUCUAUUCUUCGUGCAUGGCCACUGCGAGCUUUUUUCUGUUCGCCAAGCGCAUUUUCAACCUCGUUGCCACGAUCAUGUGCUUCUGCGUUCCACUGCUGGUGAUAAUCAGUGCAUACUCAAUUAUACUGAAAGUGGCACUAUAUCACGUGAAACAAAUACACGCAACAACGCCUGCGCAGUACCCAAGGAGUCAUUGCAACUUUUUAAGGGAGCUCAAAGCAGCCAAGACUUUGGGAGUUGUUGUUGGCGCGUUUGUGGUAUGUUGGCUGCCAUUUGUUGUGAUAAACAUCAUUUACAGUUUAUGCGAGCAACAACACUGUCUUCUGGUUAAUCCACAAGUCAUAUUGGUGACCAAGUGGAUGCAUUAUGGUAAUUCAAUGAUAAAUCCCAUUAUAUACACUGCCAUGAACAAUGACUUUCGGAAAGCUUUCAAGACUUUAAUUUUUGCAUCAGAUGCUACCCUUGAGGAUGAAAUACCGUAGUUACUCACAAAAAUUGAACAAACUGAGACGAGGAAAAAAAACAGUGGCCAACAGGAAGAAAUUAUCUAUUAAAGCUCUGCCCAAGCUAAAAACUUGCCCAAAAUUGUGUUAAAAAAUAGAAAACGAACUUCGUAUUGCUACGCUGGGUGUGAAAAAUUCACCAUAGUUUCAAAACGUCCACCAGUCCCCCUUUAUUGGAAAUUUAAUUCGCACACGUCAGACUGACAUUUUCAAUUUGAAACCGCUGACAAUGUACAGCACAACAACCAAGGGCCCUUGUGUGAUAACCUAAGUGCAAAGUGUAUGAGCCCCGCCCGAGAAAGUAGGCUAAUUUGUGCGCAAACAUCUUUUUCUGCUAUUCUGGUUAAUGUUCGAUCUGAAAGGAAUGCAUGUACGGGUUGAUAAGUUAAAACAGCAGCGUAAAAGCGUCUUGAUUUGAAGCGAUCGAUUCAUCAUCUAUCUUACGUGUUAAUAUUUUCAAGAAAAAUUUUGGGAUGUCACGCAACGCUCCGCGCCACAACGCUUCUUAAGGGGAACAUUGCAUGACAUCCCAAAAAACAGCUGCUAAGGAGACUAGAUUUCAUAUUGAUUCGAAUUUUUCUCUCAAUAAACAAAGAAAUCAGGCUUUAACUCUCUUCUCUGCUGCAAGUAUCUGUACCAUGACGUUUUAAUCGAUUCAGAUUAAAAUACGUACCUCUGUGAGGUGUUCA